Messenger RNA from Nerophis ophidion (straightnose pipefish), 4565 nucleotides. RefSeq names its product cilia- and flagella-associated protein 251-like. Bases 302 to 1009 code for a protein of 235 amino acids. The record is from RefSeq and is a predicted model, not a curated record. Lineage: Eukaryota; Metazoa; Chordata; Actinopteri; Syngnathiformes; Syngnathidae. The transcript has 2 exons.
CAGGAGGAAGAAACAAAACAAGAUGGCGUCUGACGGAGAAUACGUUGUUUUGGUUAUCAUGGUUUCUUGGUCCUAAUUACAACGUACAUGUGCACAUGUGUGUCGUUUAAUAGAGUAAACGUCGUUAUUAUUGUCUGUAUGCACUUUGAGUGCACUUUGACGUGCGAGCCGAGCCUGCUGGUUAGCUUAGCUUAUUAGCUGCUAACAAACAGAGGCGGAAGUGAUCGACACAUCAAAGCAGAGAUCCCAAUACAUCCGUGGAAAACAUCUUCACCCUGAGCAACAGAAAUGGAGCUUGAGGAUGUGGAAGGAGGAGCCACUGCCCUCCCACAUUAAGAAGAAAGAGGAAUACUCACUGAUUCCCCAUUUUUUUUUUGAAAAGGAAGAGAAGGACCCACUGACACCCCAUUUUAAAGAGGAAGAGGAGGAACCACUAACACACAAUUUUAAAGAGGAAGAGGAGGACCCACUGACUUCCCAUUUUAAAGCGGAAGCGGUGGAUCCACUGAACCCUCACAUUAAGGAGGAAGAGAUGGAUCUACUGAGACCCCAUUUUAAAGAGGAAGAGGACCCACAUACACCCCAUUUCAAAGAGGAAGAGGAGGACCCACUAAUAUCCAAUUUUAAAGAGGAAGAGGAGGACCCACAUACACCCCAUUUCAAAGAGGAAGAGGAGGACCCACUAAUAUCCAAUUUUAAAGAGGAAGAGGAGGACCCAUUGACGCCCCUUUUUAAAGAGAAAGAGGUGGAUCCACAGAGCCCUCACAUUAAAGAGGAAGAGGUGGAACCACUGACCCCUCACAUUAAAGAGGAAGAGGAAGAACACAGCAUCAGUCAGCAGGGAGAGCAUCUAGAAGGACUGGAGGAGGUUGAUGUCACCAAGAUGCCAGUGACUGGUGUCCCUGUGAAGAGGGAAGAUGAUGAGGUCAAAGGUGAAAGUGAGGAGAGGGGAGGGGGGGAGCCUCCAAGCAGCAGCUCAACACAACACAUGACAACAGAAGCUGAUUGAGACCACUGUGGAGGAUCACAAGCAGACAAGCUCUUAGCUCCACUAUCAGAUAGUGAGGACACAACGUCACACUCUCCUGACACUGAUGAUGAAGACUCUAAAGAUGACAAGACAUGUCACACUGACAACACUCACUUCAAGUGUUCACACUGUGACAAAACUUUUAAAUAUCCUAGUAAAUUGAAAAGACACAUGAGAACGCACACUGGAGAAAAACCUUUUUCAUGUUCAAUCUGCGGUAACGAUUUUAUUCAUAGGCACGAUUUGAAAAUACACAUGAGAAUACACACUGGAGAAAAACCUUUUUCAUGUUCAAUCUGUGGUAAAGAUUUUACUCAUAGGCACAAUUUGAAAAUACACAUGAGAAUACACACUGGAGAAAACCCUUUCUCCUGCUCAGAAUGUGGUAAAGCUUUUGUAUGAAGAAGCACUUUGAAAGUACACAUGAGAACACACACUGGAGAAAAAUAUUUUUCUUGUUCAAUCUGCGGUAAAGAUUUUGUAAGAAGUCAGUGUUUAAAAGUACACAUGAGAACACACACUGGAGUAAAAAUGUUUUCUUGCUCAGAAUGUGGUAAAGCUUUUGUACGAAGAAGCACUUUGAAAGUACACAUUAGAACACACACUGGAGAAAAAACUUAAAGGGGAACAUUAUCACAAGUUCAGAAGGAUUAAAACCAAUGAAAAUUAGUUCCCAGUGGCUUAAUUUAUUUUUCAAUUUUUUACCCAUCAUGGAAUAUCCCGAAAAAAGGCUUUAAAGUGCCUGAUUUUUGAUAUCUGUAAAUCCACCGUCCAUUUUCCUGUGACGUCAUCUAGCGAUGCCAAUACAAACAACAUGGCGGAUAGCACAGCAAGAUAUAGCGACAUUAACUCUGAAUCAGACUCGGAUUUCAGCGGCUUAAGCGAUUCAACAGAUUAUGCAUGUAUUGAAACGGAUGGUUAGAGUGUGGAGGCAGAUAGUGAAAACGAAAUUGAAGAAGAAACUGAAGCUAUUGAGCGAAUAGCUAUUGAAGCUAUUCGGCGAUCACCUUCUAACCAACGAUCGCAUCUUUUGACCACUGGAGCAAUUUAAAUCCAUCGAUUGGCAAGUGUUUGUUUGGCAUUAAAUGUGGGUGGAGGGAAAGGCUGGAUGCAAAUAUAGCUACAAAUGUACAUACAGCUAGCCUAAAUAGCAUGUUACCAUCGAUUAGCUGGCAGUCAUGCCGCGACCAAAUAUGUCUGAUUAGCACAUAAGUCAAUAACAUCAACAAAACUCACCUUUGUGAUUUCGUUGACUUUAUCGUUGGAAAUGCAUCUGCUUUGAGUGUUGCAGGAUAUCCACACGUUUCUCUGUGCCAUGUCUGUCGUAGCAUCGCGGUACAUACAGUACAUACAGAUAGCCUGAAUAGCAUGUUAGCAUCGAUUAGCCUGCCGUGCUAAUCGAUGCACAUUCCACAUAACACAACUUGAAUCCGUCCCUGAUCGUGUUGUUACACCCUCCGACAACACACCGACGAGGCACGAUUUCUCCAAGGUACGGAAAACAGUCGAAAAAAUGGAAAAUAACAGCUGAUUUCACUCUGUGUUUGUAAUGUGUUUGAGAAAAUGGCGGAUUGAUUACCUAAGUGACGUCACGUUGUGACGUCAUCGCUCCGAGAGCGAAUAAUAGAAAGGCUUUUAAUUCGCCAAAAUUCACCCAUUUAGAGUUCGGAAAUCGGUUGAAAAAAUCUAUGGUCUUUUUUCUGCAUCAUCAAGGUAUAUAUUGACGCUUACAUAGGUCUGGUUGAUAAUGUUCCCCUUUAAACAAGUUCAGUAUGUUGUAAAAGUUUUAUACAAAGUCCGUAUUUUGAAAAGACAUGAGAAGACACACAGGAGAGAAAGUAUUGAGUUGCAGUGUGUGUGGUGAAAUAUUUUCUUCUAAGUACCAGUGUAAGAAACACAAGUGUGCUGGUGAGAAAAGCAGCAGCAAAUGAAACUGCAGGAUUUGAAAUAAACUCUCAAAACUUUAACUUUGACCUUCUAACAACAUCAGCACAUAGAUUCUAACAUUUAUAGAUUAGAUAUUUUAGAUUAUUGUUUUUUUUCAGUCAUGUACAUGUUUUAAUAUAUGACAUUGUCUACUUUUAUUUAAAAAUGAACACAACUAAUUGACUGUAAAAAUGAGAAUAAACAGGACAAAAUAUGUUACAAAUACUUUUUAUGAGUGUAGAGAUAUGCAGUAAUCAUUUUUGAUUAUUAAUGAUGUUAUAAAUGAACUUUAUAUGAUGUAUAUUUUUGUUUUACGUGUUCAUACCUUUCCUUUUGAGUACACAUAAAUCCCUCCUAGUUCAUAUUUACUAGUUCACAUCUGAAACAUCUUCUGGACCACUUCUGGAUGCAAAUUAUAUACUUUGUACAUAAUUUGAGAAGUUGUGUUUUAUACAAGAUCAUUUACUUUGAAAAUGUGUGACUUUGUGAAUAAUUUUUGGGGUCUCAAUAAUCUGUUCCUUUAAUUACCAUUAUUACUCUCUUUUGUAAGGUGAAUGUUGUUUUGUAUGUAUGUGCCCUUUAUGCAAUAUGUAGAUUAGAGAAAAUGGCAACAUUAUAUGUGGAAGGUUAUGAAGGAUAAUUUUGUUUUUAAUAAUCCACAUUUUUAUUCAAAAAACUACACGACAAUUGUUUUUUAAAGUUGUUCAUGAUUUAUUCCCUCUUUUAGAAUCCUUAAAAACUUUAUCAAUUUCAGAGAACAUGGAAACGUUUUGAAUGUUAGGGAAAAAUCAAUAAUGUACAUCCAUCCAUUUUUUAUACCACUUUUCCCUCUCAUUUUAUAUGUAAAGCCUUUAAUCACAAACUUGUCCGCCAAAGGGUGUUGCGUUUUGGAGAAACUCCUGUCAGAGUGCUGUUCAACACAAUAAAGAGGAACCCAAUAUACUGCGCAGGACGUUGAGUAAAACACUUCUUUUACUGCGGAAAUCUACUCACAAAAACAAUCCAAACUGGAGGUAACAAAAAGCGAUGGUGCGAAAAAGAGAAGAAAAAAUGUGCAUUGUGAAAAAACAAAAUCAAAAGCUACUUACAUACAAAAAUAAACUCAACUUGGUUUGGAGUUACAAGACGUGGACACUACAAAACAACUCCAAGAUGGAUGGCACUGGGAAUGGCCAAGGUAGCAAAAUACUGGAAGAGUGGAAUCACCGAGUGCCAUCCAGCUGUCACGGUGCUGCUUAAAUAGCACCAGGGUCUAUUGGAAGCAGCUGUGCACUUCCCACAACUCCGCCCACAAGGACAACACAGGAACCCAAGGAGGGAGGAGAAAUGUAAGAACAAGGUCAACCGCACCAAAAGAGGAAAACUGACAAUACAAACCACAAGGUGGCAGCAGGCGGUGACAACUUCCCUCAAAUUAAUUAGGGAAAAAUGGACUGAGCAUAAGAUAAAUCAUCACAAUUGAAGUUAAAUCAUUUAAAAAGUUUAUUUUUGUAACUCACUUCUAUCCAAAUUCAUCCAGGAUAUUUCUCCAAAAUGUUCCAUUGGAGAAUGCUGUCAAACUGUAAUGUCUACUAGGAAAAUGUAAACCAAAUAUAUUUUUGUUAAAUUC